Chironomus riparius is the source of this 1779-nucleotide messenger RNA. The record is from the annotation of a GenBank genome assembly. Lineage: Eukaryota; Metazoa; Arthropoda; Insecta; Diptera; Chironomidae.
CUCAUUUUCAGUCAUAAUCGGAAUUUAAAGUGAAAAAGACCUUUAAGCAUGAUUAAGUGUGUAAUUUUGUUGAUUAUUUUGACAUCUUCAAUCUAUGACAAUGUUGUUGUGAGCAGUGAAUUAAAUAAGCCGAAUGUCUUGUUCAUAAUGUUGGAUGAUUUUCGGAGUGGAAUUAAAGCAUUAGGCGAUGAUUUAGCAAAAACACCAAAUAUCGAUAAGCUAGUCGAGAAAAGUUUUUAUUUUUCAAAUAUGUAUGCACAGCAGGCACUAUGUGCACCAUCAAGAAAUUCAAUGUUAACAUCCAGACGUCCAGACUCAAUUAUGACAUACAAUUUUCAACAUUAUUGGCGUAGCUUUGCUGGAAACUUUACAACAUUACCGCAAUAUUUUAAAGACAGCGGAUAUAGAACUGAGUCAAUUGGGAAGAUUUUUCAUCAUGGAUCAUCGUCUAAUAAAACUGACGACUAUCCAUACAGCUGGUCUAAUCCAACUUACAUCCCGAGCACUCAAGAAUAUCGGAAUAAGCCAGUCUGUAAAAGUGAUAAUGGAACUCUUAAUAGAAAUUUAUUAUGUGCUGUUGUUGUUGAUUUCCAGCCUGAAUGUACCUUACCUGACAUUCAAUCUACAGAAAAAGCAAUUGAAUUCCUUAAAGAACAGCAUGAAAAGCCUUACUUCUUAGGAUUAGGUUUCUAUAAGCCACACAUUCCAUUCAAGAUUCCAAUUGAGUUCCUUAAGAUGCACAAUGUUGAGGAUUUCAUGAAAAAUCAUCUUCGACCAUUUGACAUUCCACUUGUAGCUUGGAAUCCUUACAAUGACUUACGAGAACGUGAUGAUGUUAAGCAUUUAAAUAUAAGCUAUCCAUUCGGUCCAAUUCCAACAGAGUUUGCAGCUCGAAUACGACAGCAUUAUUAUGCAUCUAUAACUUAUAUUGAUAGCUUGAUUGGACGAGUCUUGAAAUUUGUUGACUUGACUAAUACUGUUGUAGUGUUGACGUCAGAUCAUGGCUGGUCUUUAGGUGAACAUAGUGAAUGGUCAAAAUAUAGCAACUAUGAAGUCUCGCUUAAGGUUCCUUUAAUAAUUUAUAAUCCUAAACUACCUCAAACUAAAGUUGCCAAAAUUAACUACAUAGCUGAACUUAUUGAUAUUUUUCCAACAAUUACUGACGUCGCAGGGCUUCCAAAAGUACCGAAAUGUCCAAAUUUAUUAACAUAUGAAGAAGAGAAAAUCACAUGUACGGAAGGAAAGAGCUUGUAUUUAAAGAUGCUGAAUUAUAAUGUGACAAUUGAUGCAAACAAGGAUGUUGAAGGAAUUGCUUUUAGUCAAUAUCCAAGACCUGACAUCUAUCCAUCGAAACUUCCCGAUAGUGAUCAACCAAAAUUGAAAGAAAUUAAGGUUAUGGGAUAUAGUGUUAGGACAAGCAGAUUUCGAUAUACAGCAUGGAUUAAGUUUAACAAUAAAAAGUUUAAAAGAAAUUGGGAAAAAAUAUUUGGUGAGGAACUCUACGACCAUAGCUUUGAUCCUGACGAAAACAUAAAUCUGGUAAACAGAAGUCCAGAAUUAAAUCAAAUUAAGGAACAGUUAAAAAAGCAGAUGAUGAAAAAGUUUCCUUGACGAAUAUUCAAAUCUGGUGGCUUGCAUCGGUUAAAUGUGAGGAUUCAUUAAAUUGAUCAAUGACGUCAUGCCUUCAGAGCUCGAUGAUGACUUAAGUCAGUUGAAUACUUUUGGAACUCAAGUUGACUUUAGUUAAAGAUGAUUUAGAGCAGUGUUGUCCAAACUUUU